UUCUUCCCCAUCCAUCUCACCAGCAGCCAACAUCCAAGCGUAGUUCAGGUCAUAAGUUAAGGUGUAUAGAAGUAAUUGUCGAUCGAGGAACCAAUCGUCGAGUGACAUCAAUGGCUUCCCUGUCGAUGAGCGCGGGGUGGACACCGAAGCAGAACAAGCUGUUCGAGCAGGCGUUGGCGGUGCACGACAGGGACACGCCCGACCGCUGGCACAACAUCGCCCGCGCUGUCGGCGGCGGCAAGUCCGCGGACGACGUCAGGCGCUACUACGAGCUGCUCGUCCACGACAUCGCCCGGAUCGAGGCCGGCAAGGUGCCUUUCCCCGCCUACCGUCCACCGUGCCCCGGCCCGGGCCACAACGCCAGCUACGAGGCCGACAGGUUGAAGCACUUGAAGAUCUAGCUAGGCGGUAAUCGGGUAAUGGGCAAGGGAUGAUACACACUACACAGAUGGACUGAACGAAGAAGCAUGUGCGUGCAUGGGCUCAUAAGCGUGUGCAUGGUGUCCAUGACUCCAUGUCAAUGUAUACAUGCAUGACUAGCGGGCAGAAAAGUCGGCCGAUUAUGCAGAUGCAUGCAUGUUCAUAAUACUCUAGUGGCUAGUGGUCUAUAAGUAUGUACCUGAGAUCGACUUGUCUCCUUACUCACAUGGGUUUAACUUAUCUCGUAUGUAUUCUAAUGUACAAUAUUAAUAUUAUCCUUAUAUUAUUGUCUGCACAUGUAA
This is a messenger RNA of Aegilops tauschii subsp. strangulata, 722 nucleotides long. RefSeq names its product protein RADIALIS-like 3. The record is from RefSeq and is a predicted model, not a curated record. Gene Ontology annotation, molecular function: DNA-binding transcription factor activity. Lineage: Eukaryota; Viridiplantae; Streptophyta; Magnoliopsida; Poales; Poaceae.